This is a messenger RNA of Monosiga brevicollis MX1, 1256 nucleotides long. RefSeq lists its product as uncharacterized. Gene Ontology annotation, biological process: postsynaptic actin cytoskeleton organization; positive regulation of axon extension; positive regulation of dendritic spine morphogenesis. Gene Ontology annotation, molecular function: actin filament binding. The transcript has 10 exons. The record is from RefSeq and is a predicted model, not a curated record. Gene Ontology annotation, cellular component: cortical actin cytoskeleton; lamellipodium; site of polarized growth. Bases 108 to 1142 code for a protein of 344 amino acids. Lineage: Eukaryota; Choanoflagellata; Craspedida; Salpingoecidae.
GACUUACUGUACUUGCUUACUGCUACGACUUCGACUACUUGGUCACAUUUUGGAUUUGGAGGCGAUUAGCUUGCCGACUUCUUGUCGUCAUCUUCUGCUCCUGCAUCAUGUCGAUUGAUCUCUCCACGAACAGCGCCGAGCUGACGGAAGCGUACAACGCCGUCUGCAGCGACAACGAGACUACCAGCUGGCUCAUCGCUGAUUACAAGGGCAAGACCGAUACCCUGAAGAUUUACGACACUGGAGAUGGUGACUUUGACGAGUUUGCGGAGGAGUUUAAUGGCUCCAAAGUUCAGUAUGGCUUCUGCCGUGUCAAGGACCCCAACACGGGCAUUUUCAAGUUUGUCCUCGUAAACUGGUCUGGCGAAGGGGCUCCGGUCCUUCGCAAAGGCACCUGCGCAAACCACGUGCGGGACGUUGCCAAUUUUUUCCACGGUGCCCACGUGACCAUCAAUGCUCGCAACGAGGAUGAUCUAGAUACUGAUACCGUUCUCAAGAAGGUGGAAAAGGCUUCGGGCGCCAACUACAGCAGCCGCGAAAAGGCUCGUCCAGAGUUUGCCAACACCAACACAAGCGGACCGGUGGGCAGCACCUACAAGAAUGCCUAUCAAGCAGAGGGCUUGGCCAGUGCGUCAGAGCGUGGCCAGUUUUGGGAGGAACAGCAAGCCGAGGAGCGUGCUCGUGCCGCUGCUCUUGAGGCACAGCAAGCAGAGGAGCAACAGCGCAUCGACGCUGAGCGCCGACAGCUCGAGCAACAGAGUGAGGAGCGGCGGGCUGCCAUGAAUGCGGCCAACCCAGAACCCGAACCCGCUCCCGAACCUGCUUAUGAGCCAGAACCUGAACCUGCCUACGAGCCCGAACCUGAGCCUGCCUAUGAGCCAGAACCUGAACCUGCCUAUGAACCUGAGCAAGCGCAGGACGGUGCCUACGAAGCCGAACCCGAGAGUGUUUACGCCGAGGAUCUUGGUCUUCGUGCCGUGGCCCUCUACGAUUACCAAGCGCAAGAAGAGGGUGAGUUGACGUUUGACCCAGAUGACAUUAUUACCAACAUUGAUCAGAUUGAUGAGGGUUGGUGGCAAGGCGCCUUCAACGGCCAGUUUGGUCUGUUUCCUGCAAACUACGUGCAGCUUCUCGAGGAUUAAGAGCAAAACCGACGACGCCAUCAUUGUUUCCUAAUCGCGUCCGUACAGCUGUGUAUCCACUUGUCGCUCCUUUGUCUUUCUGUUGUCAUAUCAGAGACACCAAUAAUGAUUCAA